CGUUCCUGACUGCGAUCUGAGCUCCCGUCGGUAACAAACUUAGUAACCCCAUUGUGGUGGCGGGUGAGAAAGGAGACGAAGGGUACAAAGAUCUGCUUGAUAUUGGCGCAUGGCAGAUUCCUUGUACUGCAGUAGAAGAUGACUGGUGUCAGGAGUCUUUGGGUGUUUGCAGUCUGUGUGAUGGUCCUGCAGUCAGGCAGUGUCCAUGGAAAACUACAUGUUGUGUACAUGGACACGGAGGACACCUGUAGCUACAAGGUGCACCUCGACGACGAGAACCAGUUCAAGGUGGAGCGAAGCGGCAACAGCAAUGCUGACAAGAAUCUGACUGGUUACUUUCCGUGCUUCCAAGCGUUCAUGUCAGGGUCGAAGGUUGUCUGUAUCAACGAACAAUUAGUCCACUUCUACCGAUGUUCGCUGCGUCUCAAGUAUUACACAUUUGAUGCCUCUAGGACGACUGUCCCUGUCACAACAGACUACUCUGCACAGAGGAUCCUGGACUGCCACACUGACACGAUGGAGUGGUGUUCCAGGAGUGCUGCAAACGUGAAGAUCGUGCUGGAAACCACCCUGCCAGAUGCCAGGAUACAGGAUGUCACCCUCCUCCUUGAUGUGGCCAGAAUUACCAGUCAGGUCAGAGUUGCUUUCAUGUUACAUAACUGCGGAACCACACACUACCUGCAGAACAGCAAGAUGCACAUGAAGAUAGUGGACAGCAUCAAUACCACCAGCUGUGUGAAGACAUUCACAUACCGUGAUGUACAGGACAGCAAGAAGAGCGAGAUCUGUGUAACGUUCGAGGAGUGGCCCAGGGAUAGGUCAUGUUCAACAUACGAACUCAUCAUGUACCACGGUCACCCCGAACAAGGUGACGUCAUAAAGAGUGUCAAAUGCUCUGAGCCAAUGCCAGAAGAUUUCUGUACUGAUGGAGAGGAGGUAUCAUUCAAGGCCAUCCGCACCGGACCCGUGGACAAAGACAAACAUGGCUUCUAUAUCAAGAUAUGGGACAACUAUGACCUCAGUGAGAAAGGUGGGGGCUUGAGUGUAGGAACCAUCGUCUGGAUCUGUUUUGGUGUCUUUGCAGCUAUUACCAUCAUAGUUUCCGUGAUCAUAUGCAAGUGUAGGGGGGGCGGGGGCAGGGGCGGGGGCGGGGGCGGGGGCGGUUGGUCCAUGCCGUCUCUCCCUAGUUUCGAUUUUGAUGAUGAUGAUGACUAG
Messenger RNA from Haliotis rufescens (red abalone), 1215 nucleotides. RefSeq lists its product as uncharacterized. Lineage: Eukaryota; Metazoa; Mollusca; Gastropoda; Lepetellida; Haliotidae. The transcript is spliced from 7 exons. The record is from RefSeq and is a predicted model, not a curated record. Bases 139 to 1215 code for a protein of 358 amino acids.